ACACAAGCGAUCGAUGAGCGGUCGGUGAUUAUUGGUUUUUACUAUUAAAUCUCUAAAUUUAGGCCAAUUAUGUUGACAAAUUAUCCAACCGUUGCAUCUUUUGAAGGCACCUACUGAUCGAACAUUACUAAAAAAAAUAGUUGCUGUAGUUGGUCAUCUAAAAAAUAUACGAUCCAUGUUACAAGUUACACGCGAAUACGUUUUUCGUUUCUUUGAUUUUUAGUUUUCUAUCUUCAAUCAUAGGUUGACGUGUUAUUGGAAGUUGACGAUUUUAUGAAAGUUAAAACGUCAGAAUUCAAAGCACCCAGUGCUAAUUAUUCAAUACCAAGAAUGGGAGAUUGAGGCACCGAACACCAAAACAAAGGUGUCCAACGUAUAUCAUUUUGAGAGCUGUGGCGUAUAAGAGUAAUUCAAAAGAAACCAACUAUUACCUCUGAGAUGUCAUCGAAGAGAAAAAGCGACACGCAAGUGCCGGCCGAGGAAAGCGACCUGUUGUCAAUCCGUCCACUUGGUGCCGGUCAAGAGGUCGGUAGAUCAUGUAUUAUGUUAGAAUUCAAGGGCAAGAGGAUUAUGUUGGAUUGCGGUAUACAUCCUGGUCUAUCAGGGAUGGAUGCUCUUCCUUUUGUCGAUCUGGUCGAAGCAGAUGAAAUCGAUUUGCUGUUAAUAUCGCACUUUCAUCUAGACCACUGCGGAGCUCUGCCCUGGUUUUUGCAGAAAACUAGCUUUAAGGGUCGCUGCUUCAUGACUCAUGCUACCAAAGCUAUAUAUCGGUGGUUGUUGUCUGAUUAUAUUAAAGUUAGCAACAUAGCCACAGAGCAGAUGCUCUAUACAGAGUCUGACCUGGAGACUAGCAUGGACAAAAUAGAGACAAUCAAUUUUCAUGAGGAGAAGGAUGUAUUUGGCAUCAAAUUCUGGGCCUAUAAUGCGGGUCAUGUACUAGGUGCUGCUAUGUUCAUGAUAGAGAUUGCUGGUGUGAAAAUUCUAUAUACCGGAGACUUCAGCCGGCAAGAAGACAGACAUCUCAUGGCAGCUGAGAUACCGAACAUUCAUCCCGAUGUACUGAUCACCGAGUCUACUUACGGUACUCACAUACAUGAGAAGAGGGAAGACCGGGAAGGCAGAUUCACAAAUCUUGUACAUGAAAUCGUAAAUAGAGGUGGCAGAUGCCUGAUACCAGUGUUUGCUCUGGGAAGAGCACAGGAACUUCUUCUCAUUCUGGAUGAGUACUGGAGUCAACACUCCGAAUUGCAUGAAAUUCCAAUCUACUACGCCUCUUCCUUGGCGAAGAAGUGCAUGGCAGUUUACCAGACAUACGUAAACGCAAUGAAUGACAAGAUCAGACGGCAAAUAGCCAUAAACAAUCCCUUCGUGUUCAAGCACAUAUCCAACUUGAAGGGAAUAGAUCACUUCGAGGACAUCGGGCCGUGUGUGGUGAUGGCCUCACCUGGUAUGAUGCAGAGUGGCCUGUCGAGGGAGUUGUUCGAGUCCUGGUGCACCGAUGCGAAGAAUGGUGUAAUAAUAGCAGGCUAUUGUGUAGAGGGUACAUUGGCCAAGACCAUUUUGUCAGAGCCCGAGGAAAUCACGACCAUGUCCGGGCAGAAAUUGCCGUUGAAGAUGUCCGUUGACUACAUAUCGUUCUCGGCGCACACCGACUAUCAACAGACGUCGGAAUUCAUACGGACGUUGAAACCACCGCAUGUGGUGCUGGUUCACGGCGAGCAGAACGAGAUGGGCCGGUUGAAAGCGGCUCUUCAGCGAGAGUAUGAGGAUGAUCCCAACACUAGCAUGGAGAUACACAACCCGAGGAACACGGUCGCGGUGGAACUUUACUUUCGGGGCGAGAAGACCGCCAAGGUGAUGGGCACGUUAGCGAUGGAGACGCCGAAACCUGGGCAGAAAUUGUCCGGCGUUCUGGUUAAACGGAAUUUCAAUUAUCACAUGCUGGCACCAUGCGAUUUGUCCAAGUAUACUGACAUGAGCAUGAGCCAAGUGAUACAAAGGCAGAGUGUGUAUUUCUCCGCCUCGUUGCCGGUGUUGAAACACUUGCUGACGCAGAUAGCUGGCAACCUUGAGGUCGUGGACGACAAGAAGCUGCGGGUGUUCAAAAACGUGGACGUUACUAUCGACGGUAAGAUCGUGACGAUGGAGUGGAUAGCGACGCCUGUGAACGAUAUGUACGCGGACUCGGUUCUCACCGCGAUUCUGCAGGCCGAAAUAAUGGACCAGUCGCCGAAGAUGCUGCCUGCACCCACCAAGAUGGACAGAAUGCACUUCAAGGAGUGUUUAAUCGAGAUGCUGCAGGAGAUGUUCGGCGAGGAUUCCGUCCCCAAGAUAUUCAAAGGCGAGAAACUAUAUGUCACAGUGGAUGGUAAGAAAGCACACAUCGAUCUUUUAAACUUGGAGGUCACCAGCAAAGAGGACGAGACCUUCCAGCAGAUCGUGCAAACGGCUGUAACGAAAUUGCAUCAAUCGUUAGCACCGCCUUGUGAUGUAAUAUGAAAAGUACUGGUGAUGAUGGAAAAUUCGUGCGACUAAGAACUCGUAACAAUUUCAUUUUGUACCGCGCUGCGAACGAAUUUAUUGGUUAUAAUUAAUUACUAUUAUAAUUUUAAUUCAUCGAAUCUGAACAGUCAUUACUUGAUAAUAGAUUGGUAUUUCAAACUAUAUAUACUGUUGCAUUCGACAAAACAAACUCGACGUCGAUCGCAAAUUCUUUCGGAAUAGUUAAUUUGGCUUUCUUUUAUUUUAUAUCUUUUUUUAUAUUACGUAGUUUAUCAACAAAUAUUUUCGAAAAGGAAUAUGUUUAAGGGACAUUUUUAUGAAGGAAAAAGAAAUGU
Messenger RNA from Dinoponera quadriceps, 2837 nucleotides. It is a transcript of the gene Cpsf73, whose product is annotated as cleavage and polyadenylation specificity factor 73. Gene Ontology annotation, cellular component: mRNA cleavage and polyadenylation specificity factor complex. Lineage: Eukaryota; Metazoa; Arthropoda; Insecta; Hymenoptera; Formicidae. The transcript is spliced from 2 exons. Gene Ontology annotation, biological process: mRNA 3'-end processing by stem-loop binding and cleavage. The record is from RefSeq and is a predicted model, not a curated record. The coding region runs from base 439 to 2499 and encodes 686 amino acids. Gene Ontology annotation, molecular function: RNA endonuclease activity; 5'-3' exonuclease activity; RNA binding.